UUGACAUUUCUCAACAAACAAAAAAAUGACAGUCAUAAAGUGGUCAUAAAUUGAUAAAUUGUUGAAAGCCAAAUAAGUAUGAAAUAUUUAUACAAUAUUUAAUUGAAAUAAAAUAAGCAGACAUGGAGGCUGUACCGAAAUUGUCAUUUCUUAGCUUUGAAUUAAAGAUAAGCCCGGAGAAUACGCAUUUUGGACCUAAACUUAAACAGUAUAUAGCGGAGGCCUAUCGAGAAGAUCCUGACAGUUAUGGCAAUGAAAUUCAUCAAUUGGAAGGGCUGCGCUCCGCUGCAGUGCGACCUACUAUUGACGCAGCAGGUCUUAAAGCUCUUAACAAAUACUUUUGUCAGCUUCGAGCCAUGCAAAGCCGAUUUCCAAUGGCUAAAGGUCAACCAGCCGCCUGUCCUUUUGCUUGGAAAGAUUUGUAUGCGAAUAUGAAUUGUUCAUUAUCUGACAUAAGAUUUGAGAUGGCAUGUAUACUGUAUAACAUUGGAGCACUUCACACACAACUCGCGGCAUCCGAGGCUCGCGCCACUGCGGACAGCUUAAAGGCAGCUUGCCAGCACUUUCAAAAUGCAGCUUGGGCUUUUCAAUAUCUAAGGGAACAGUAUCCUCAACCAUCAGGAGCUGAUGUCUCAUCGGAAAUCCUGAAACUGUUGCAGGAGAUUUGUUUUGCUCAAGCACAAGAAUGUAUAUUGGAUAAAAGCAGACAAGACACAAGAAAAUCUAGUGUUAUUGGUGCUGUUGCAACACAAGUGUUACAUUUUUACAAAAAUUCACUAGCGAUCCUGGGUCCGUCCACAGGCACAGACAACAUCCAUGAGAUCAUAGGCACCAAGCUGUAUAAUACCUGGUAUCGCAACCUGUCUUUUAAGGCUUCGUAUAUUGGAUGCAUAGUGGCUUUGUAUCAGGGAAUCAAUGCUGAAGAGCAGCAAAAAAUGGGAGAACGAGUUGCAUAUUACCAACAAGCUGUUGACAAAUUGAAUGAAGCUCGGAAGCUAGCAAAGUACAUUGAACCUGUACAGGCUACACAGGAGGCACUGACAUUCACAAAUGAUAUAGUGGAGGGGAAAAGAAAAGCUGCAAAGAAUGAGAAUGAGUUCAUUUAUCACGAGGAAGUGCCUGAGAAGGACAUGUUGACAGAGCUGAAGCCCGUGUGCCUGGUUAAGGCAGUUGCUAUUAAUUUCAAUGACCCAGAGGUGUCAGGACAAGAUAUAUUCUCACGGCUAGUGCCGAUGGGAGCUCAUGAAGCCUCAUCUUUGUAUUCAGAGGAGAAAGCCAAGCUACUGCGGCAUGUGGUCAGCCAAGUGGAGGCCAAGAAUGUGGAGCUCACAGAGUUUAUGUCUUCCUUGCAAUUGGAUCAACUGGAUGUACUUGAUACAGAACAAAAAAUACCGCAAGAGAUUGUGGACCGAUGUGCAGCCAUGAAUGCCAAGACUGAGAUGAUCACCACCCUAGUGGACUCUAUGAACAGUCUCGCCGAAGUGAUCAGCGAUGUGGAGCAUGCUUUGGCAGAAAUUAAGGCUGAUAUAGAGGAGGAGCGGCAGCUGGAGCGGCAGCACGCGCAGGCGCUGGCGGCGGGCGCGCGGCCGCCGUCGCUGGUGCAGACGGAGCUGGCGCGCGAGCUGCACAAGUACGGCGAGGCGCACGCGCGCACGGCCGACAGCAACCUCGUGCUGCACAAGGCCGUGGCGCUGCACCUGGCCAACCUGCGCCUGCUGGCCCAGCCGCUGGACCGCCUGCGCGCCGCCGUGCCCAGCCCGCACGACAUCGAGGGGCUGGACCGCAGCACGAUGGCGGAGAUGCGGCGCGUGGUGGGCAAGGCGCGCGAGAUGCAGCAGCAGCGGGCGGCGCUGCUGGCGGAGCUGCGCGACGAGCUGGCCGCCGACGACGUCACCGCCAAGCUGCUGGCCGACCCCACGCUGUCGCACGAGGACCUCUUCCGCCGCCAGCUCGACCAGCACACGCCCAAGGUGAAGAUAAUAGAGCAGAACCUGUCGGCGCAGGAGAACAUCAUCAACCGGCUCACGUCGCUGUACGCCGCGUACGGCGACUCGCGCCGCCUGCUCGCCGACGUGCUGCGCCGCCGCGACGCCAUGCUCAGCGCGCUGAUCACGUCGUACGACAGCUGGGGCGAGCUGGUGGGCAAGUGCCGCAAGGGGCUGGAGUUCUACCGCAAGCUGCAGCACAACCUGGGCGGGCUGCGCACGCGCCUGCGCGCCGCGCGCCACGUGCAGCGCGACGAGCGGCACCUCGCCGACAGCGCGCCCUCCGGCCCCGCCGCCGCGACCCCCGCCAACCCCGCCGCGACCCCCGCCAACCCCCCCGACACCAGCGACACUGCCGGUCCCGUAUUAACGAGCAAGGUCGGUCCGGUGCCAACUGGCGCCGCCCCCAAACUGAAGGACUACCUACCCUACAUGAAAAACAGAACCCUGGCCAGAAACAUGCCGCCGCAAGCCCCCGUGGAUCUUCAACCGGACUCUUCGUACCCAGACCCGAUUUACCCCACAUCCAUUCGACCUAACCCCGUCGGCUCUGAAGCCACCGACCUUGCUCAGCCGCAUCUGCCUGACGGUGUCACGCCUAACGUGGCUUAUAUGCGAUAUCCACCCGCCUACAUGUCGACCGAAAAUGACCCCUAUGCUGCUGCUAAAUAUGGAUACAGCGCCCAUAAGGGAUUAAAUAAACCUGAAGAAAUAAACCCGCAGAAUUACAAUUAUGCUGCCUAUUCACAGCCUCAGUUUCCGACGUCGAUGCCGGAACAACAAAGCUAUGCCCACCCAUACCAAGCCGCACCUCAGAGUGCUCCCAUGCCAGAUGCACAGAAUACAACCAUGUAUAACCCGGGGCAACCAAACGUGCCGGAAAAUCCUUACGCAGCCACAUACAACCCGUACAUGGCGAGCCAGGUCAGCUCGGCCGCGGAUAUGACGUCAUAUCAUGCCAAUCAAGACUUGAGUGCAAAUUUUUCCCAAAUGCACGUUUCGACGCCAAAAUCAGAUCCCAUGAGCAACUUCAGUGGCGAAUAUUCGCAAACGUACUUCAGCGUGCACUACCCGCCCACCUCCUCCAACGUGGCCACCUACAGCCACGCCGCGCAAAACAACAACACUAACAGCACCACGCAGCUCUCCACCGACUACAGCAUGAACUACCCCUACUCAGCCGAAGGCAAUCAAUACGGCCAAAAUGUCCCCAGUCAACCUACUUUCGCACAAGAGGUGCCGAAUUCAUAUCCAAGUUAUUCUCAAGCUCAGCAAAAUCCAAGCGGACACCCGUCCGCGUCCACCGCCGCUCCCAAUACUUAUCAACCAUAUCAAAAUGUCCCAAACGCUUCCAACGUUUAUUCGCCCACGUCCGACUUUAAUUCUGGGAACAGUUUUACCAACACCUCCAACACUAACACGUACGCAUCUGCUAGUGUCCCAAAUCCUAAUAUGAGCGCGCCCACUUCGUUGCCGUAUCAAAAUAUAAACACGUCUAACUCGAUAUCGAAUGUAUCGAAUCCUUACAGUGUGAACCAGCAGUACGCCUUCACCGCCGGGUUCGAUAACUUAUCCCAGGGAUACGUGUACACCAACGCCGAUACUUCCGGCACUUCGACGACCAACGCCAGCACCACCGCUUUUAGCACUGGACAAGGUUACAGCCUGCCGACCGAUUCUGCCAACUAUAUAAAUCCGGCCCUCUCUCAAAUCGACGCCUAUGAUAAGCCUAUCAAGUCGCACGCCAAAGGAGAAGCUCUAUCCGCUCCGCCAAUCUCGAGCUAUCAAAGUUUCAACACGAACGUGCCCGUGAACUACAUCCCAGAACAAACUGUUCCGCCGACCUACAAUGAACAGAACAACCCGGGCUACGGGCAAACUUAUCAGAACCACCCGGGCUACACUUACAACGCGUGCACGGGAAACUACGAUUAUAGUUACGGAUCUCAAAAUUCGUUCAACAAUUACGGACAACAAACACAACAGACCAUUGACCCUCAGGCGAUGAAUCAGAAUCAGCAAAAUUGGACGAGCAGACGCAUCCGAGCGGUCCCGCUGCGGGUCGCGCGGGCUCGCGCGCAGGUGAGUGCCGCAUACAGAGUGCGCGUGUCCGCAGACUCGGGGCUGGGCCGCGCCACGCCGCCGCGCCGCGCGGCCUCGCCCGGCCUGCGCGCGCUCGCCUCGCCCGCCUCGCCCUACCCCGCCUCGCCCGCCUCGGGGCCCGGCUCGCUGCCCGGCGCCAUCGGCAAGCGCCGCGCUACGCACGACGACACCUCCGACGUCUCCUCCACGCACUCCUCCAUCAUGGACUACUCGGGUGAGUCGUCCCGCCCGCCCGCCCCCGCGCCCGCGCCCGCGCCCGCGCCCGCCGCGCGCCGCCGCAAGCGCGAGCGCGCCGCCCGCGACGAGUACGACGACGAGGAGGAGAUGCCGCUCUCGCUCCGCACCAAGAUCAAGCAAGAGAAGACGAGGAAGAAGGACAAGGAGGAGUCGGGCGGGGGGGCGCGGGGGCGGCGCAAGGUCGCCAAGUCGUACGUGGACGAGGACGACGGCGAGCUGGACAUCCCGCUGAAGGCCAUCAAGAAGGAGCUGAAGCCGGAGCAGACCGUCUCGCUCGAGCGCUUCUACUUCGGCCAGACUGCGGAGGACGAGCCCGAGGCCGUCACCAUCGCGGUUGAGUGUCCGAAGUGCCAGCAGAUGUUCCACGAGAGCCUGGCGCUGCAGACGCACCUGGCGGAGCACGUGGCGGGCGGCGCGGGGGCGGAGGGCGAGGGCGAGCUGUGCCCGUGCUGUCUGAAGCGCUUCCCUGCGCCCGAGCUGGAGCAGCACCUCGCCGCGCAGCACCCGCUCGACACCAAGUCGCCCGACCUGUUCACCUACGCCUGCCUCAUCUGCGAGGUGCGGUUCGCGGCGGUGCUGACGCUGGCGGCGCACAUGCAGAAGGCGCACGCGCCGCGCGAGCUGCCGUACGCGUGCGGCGCGUGCGCCUUCCGCGCGUCCGCGCCGCGCGCCACGCUGCGCCACGUGCAGCGCGCGCACCGCCGCUCCGACAAGCUCUUCUGCCCGCACUGCUUCAAGGUGAUGCCGGUGUACGCGGACGGGUGCGAGAUCACCGCCAACGUGCUGCUGUUCCUGGACCACCUCCAGCAGCACCGGGACAAGCUGGAGAUCCGAUGCAAUCGCUGCACGCUCAAAUUUGUACAUCUCGGCCAGCUCAAGGAACAUCAAAUCCGAGACCACAACUCCAUUGACGAAGUUCUGCCGCUCUGCUCUGAGGAACAUCUUAUCAAUCAGCCUAAGAACAAGGCGCGACCGCCGGUGAAGGACUCCACGAGCCACUCCAUCAGCGAGACGUUCGAGGGCCUCACGCUGGUGCUGCCCGAGGGCCGCCUCUGCCGCGAGUGCGACACGCCGCUCGACAGCGACAAGCACUUCCUCGGCGUGACGACGUGCAGCAAGUGCCCGUACGCGUCGUCAUGCUACCGCGCCAUGCUGCGCCACAGCGGCUGCUGCGCCGGCGCGCACUCGCUGGAGGACGCGCCGCGCCGCGCGCACACCGCGCUGCACUGCGUGUGCGGCUACGCCACGCCCAUCGGUACGGAUAUGCUGACGCAUCUGCUGAUGACGCAGCACUCGAGCGCGUACUCGUCGGAGGAGGAAGCGCGCGCGAACAUCGCCGCGCCGCCGCGCGAGGAGCCCCCGCCGCAGCCCGCACAAGCCGUACAAGUUGCGCAGGUUGCACAGGAUGCACAGGCUGCGCAGCCCGCACAGCCCGCGCAGGCGGAGCCGGACGCACAGGCGCCGCCCGCGCAGCCGCAACCCGCGCAGCCCGCACCCGCUCAGCCGGCGCAGUCUGAUACGGUUCCUGUGGACACCAGCAUGUCAGCGAUAUCGGAGUACGCUCCUCCAUCGGUGAUCAACACUCAGUUGUCGCUGGAUGACCUGGCUCCACCCUCACUGCUUCAGCAGGACCAGCAUGAUCAGGAGCUACUCAAGGAGGCCUAUGACAGGCCCUUGGCGACCCCGCGGCAUGAGGAACAGCACUACAGCCUCGGAGACUUCGAGCCGUUGCCACAGGAGCCGCCACCACAACCAGACUUUGAACAACUAUAGAAAUUACAUCUUUACUGCAAAAAUCAAUAAAUAUUCAUAUACUUGCUUAGAUUCUUCUAUGAUGCAUAACAAUAUUCAAUGUUUAAUUUUAUAGGGAAAGGAUAAAUAAAGAAGUGAAAAUGU
Zerene cesonia (dogface butterfly) is the source of this 6221-nucleotide messenger RNA. It is a transcript of the gene mop, whose product is annotated as tyrosine-protein phosphatase non-receptor type 23-like. Gene Ontology annotation, biological process: early endosome to late endosome transport; endocytic recycling; protein transport to vacuole involved in ubiquitin-dependent protein catabolic process via the multivesicular body sorting pathway. The transcript has 26 exons. The coding region runs from base 123 to 6098 and encodes 1991 amino acids. Gene Ontology annotation, cellular component: endosome. Gene Ontology annotation, molecular function: protein binding. The record is from RefSeq and is a predicted model, not a curated record. Lineage: Eukaryota; Metazoa; Arthropoda; Insecta; Lepidoptera; Pieridae.